Molecule: messenger RNA, 648 nt
Organism: Sparassis crispa
Lineage: Eukaryota; Fungi; Basidiomycota; Agaricomycetes; Polyporales; Sparassidaceae
Exons: 2
Coding region: 1-648 (215 amino acids)
Source: RefSeq, a predicted model, not a curated record
AUGUCUGAGCAUGACGACGAACCUGCCAGCGUUUCGCUCCGUACUCUUUGCGGGAGAUAUGUGGUCGUAUAUGACCCUGAAGACGACAUCCCUGAGUUCCAGUCGGGUAGUAGUGCGGACACGCUCACUCUCAGAAGCCGCGAAUCAAUUUCCCGAACGAAUCCCCAUCCUGAUGGCUUGAAGGGAGAAUUUUCAUUCGGCACUGUCUCGGGUCGCUUCUGCGAGCUGCGAGCAGUCACUUCGGGCGGCGGCGGAAACAUACCUAAUUGCUGGGAGUUGACCGACAUCGUCGAUUGGAAAUUCCCAGACGAGGGGGACAGGCCGGACUCCAUUUGCAUUCUGGUCGCCAAGGUGAAGGACGAUCACGGUAACCCGUUUGUGGUCAUCGAAUUGGCGUGCGGGAGGAUGGAUGCGACUUGGCUCGCAAAAAAGCAGGAGAGUGUAGGCGUCAAUGAGUUCUUGACGGAUGCGGAGAAGGAGAGGCUGGGGAUGGGAUUGACUGGCAAAAAAGUCCAGAGGACGGCGAAGGAGCAGCAAAAGAUUGGGGGGAAGAAGGAAGCUUCCCGUGGUGGCGGUGCGGCAAAGCGCAAGGCUGACGCAGAAGACGUUGAGGAGAAGCCGCGUAAGAAGGCAUCCAGGAAGAAGUAG